Messenger RNA from Pochonia chlamydosporia 170, 462 nucleotides. RefSeq lists its product as hypothetical. Bases 1 to 462 code for a protein of 153 amino acids. The record is from RefSeq and is a predicted model, not a curated record. The transcript has a single exon. Lineage: Eukaryota; Fungi; Ascomycota; Sordariomycetes; Hypocreales; Clavicipitaceae.
AUGAAAUCGCUUUGCAACAUGCCCACUGCGAAGAACAGUGUUACUCGGGAUCCCUUUGUUGUUGUUGCCAACAACCUUGGCCGAUUUGCAUCAGAUCAAGCUUACGCCACAACCUAUGCCACUCGGCUACCAACCCAUGCCUGCAGACGAGUUACAAUGCCAAGAAGAAGAAGAUUUACCAACAGGUUUCGGAAAGUUCCAAACGCUGCGUCCACAGUGCAGCAUUGCAUCACGGCUUAUGGAACCUACGGCGCUCUGUCAUGCAGAAACAAAGCGCUUGCCGCCACCCUGUCAUAUAUCUUCGAUAAAGGGGAAUCGAGAAAUAGGACUCUGCCAGGGACAAUUAUUGCAAAAUGGUUGUUUUGUCUUGCAAUGCAGUUGACGCUGGUCAAUGAAGAAUUGCAUUUCGCGCAUUUUCAAGUUGAUAUGUGCGAUGGGAUUCCUUACGGCAGGGAUUCAUGA